GACCUUUCCUUUUCCGAGGUCUCUAAGCAGUAUCCUGGUUUAAACUACCCGUUGAAUCAUGUACUGCGCCAACAGAUCUUGAGACAGUCUUGUUGGAUAAUUUCUUACUUUAAAGAUAUACUCCUCUAUCGAGACUUUACUUCGUACAUAGUCUCUCCUCAUUUGGUAAUUCGAAGAUUUUGGUAUAGCAGCAGCUUCACAUUUGUUUAAUUUUUUCUUUUCUUCACCGAGUAUGGACAACAACAUGGAGGGCGGUCCGGACUCCUUGGCUCAGAAUGAGCACAUCAAGGACAAACAAGCGAUGCUCUCAAAUGCAGUCUCGUCAACAAUUCCAGUUCACUCAGAUCAAGCUUCUGCAAUGGGCACAGAUGAAACGAGCCGUCUACGGGAGCUUCAAGCCGACGUUCGCGACCAGGAUGACCUCGAGAGAGAUAUUUCUCGUCAGGCCGACAGGUUGCUCACGGAGCAAGCAGACGAACGUGACAAUAGAAGACUAGAACGUACAACACAUGAAAAAGAAAAGCUUGAAGCUCAGAUUUUAAAAGCACACCAGCGAAUGUCCCAGCCAGUUGGUACAUCUGCCCGGGUCCGUCUACAGAAUGAGAUUCAAAAACUAGAAACCCGUAAUGCCACGUUGGCAAAUGACCUCAAAGAAAUACAGCAACGUAUUAAUGAAAGACAUGAAGGACAGGAAUCUGGUGGGGCCGCUAUGGGGACAGGUCGAAUGCCUAAUGAGUCUCGCAGGGAUUAUCUCAUCCGAACAGGGAAGAUAACACCAUUCUCCAAAAUGAGUGCCGGCCCGAAUGAGGGACCCCUUGCUAGUCUGCAUGACGCUCUCAUCGACGCCGAAGACGAGCGCGACGAAAGAGAGGCAUUGGAACAAGUCAAAAACCGAUCUGCGGUAUCUCACCGAAACCUUGUGCGCCCUAGCUUUGGCUUUGAUGAAGCGAGCGAAACAUCUAUGGAAGUGGAUGAUUAUCCCAAAAAGCGGAGAAAAUUGACCAACAUGGCUAAGGACAGAGAGACAACCAUGGAUUCUGAGGAAACAGAUGAGAUAGCAACAAAUGUGGAAGAUGUAGCUUCGGACGAUGGCUCAGCAAGUUAUGUAGCGUCGGAAGAGGAAAAGUCGCUAUCAGAAGAUGAGGAGGACUUUGUACCCGAGGGAACGCCGCCGCAAUCCGCAACUCGAAGCAAGGCCAAGAAGACCCCAGACGAUAUAGAGGAUUUCAGCGGGCUGGAUGAUGGAAACGAGAAGGUCUAUCAAUCCAGGCUUCAGAAUUGGGUCACACGAAGGAGUGCUGCGCGGAAGCGUGCCCUGCAGGGCAGUACAGACGCUCAUGAACAUGAAGAACAGGAGGAGUGGUUCAUGGCUCAUCCCAGUGUACCCGACGUGGAGUAUGACAACGGAUACCGUAUCCCUGGUGACAUUUAUCCCCUGUUGUUUGACUAUCAGAAGACAGGGGUGCAAUGGUUAUGGGAAUUGCAGCAGCAGCAAGUAGGAGGAAUUAUUGGGGAUGAAAUGGGACUUGGGAAAACAAUUCAAGUCAUUUCUUUCCUGGCCGGGCUUCACUACAGCAAAAAGCUAACAAAGCCGGUCAUUAUUGUGUGUCCUGCAACUGUCAUGAAACAAUGGGUUAAUGAGUUCCACCGCUGGUGGCCGCCUUUUCGUGUCUCAAUUCUGCACACCUCCGGCAGUGGAAUGGUAAAUAUUCGAAGUGAGAGUAGUAGGGAAGACGCGCUUCUGUCUCAGACGUGGGAUAGCCGCCGCAGUCUGGGUGGGCUAAAAGCCGGGAGAAAAGUCGUCAAACGUGUGGUAGAGGAGGGCCAUGUUCUGGUGACCACGUACUCCGGCCUGCAGACCUAUACCCCUCUUCUAAUUCCAGUGGAAUGGGGCUGUGCUGUGCUAGAUGAGGGCCACAAGAUCCGCAAUCCCAACACUUCGAUCACUAUCCAUUGCAAGGAACUCCGGACACCACAUCGGAUCAUUCUGUCAGGCACACCGAUACAGAAUAACCUGACAGAACUUUGGUCGUUGUUCGACUUUGUUUUCCCCAUGCGUCUGGGGACCUUGGUGAACUUUCGAAAUCAGUUCGAGUUCCCCAUCCGUCAGGGCGGAUAUGCUAAUGCUUCAAACUUACAAGUGCAAACAGCAGCGAAAUGUGCAGAGACUUUAAAAGAUGCCAUCAGCCCGUAUCUCCUGCAGCGGUUCAAGAUCGAUGUUGCCGCGGACCUUCCUAAGAAGAGCGAGCAAGUAUUGUUCUGCAAGCUCACGAAGUUGCAGAGACAGGCGUAUAAGACAUUCCUCGGCUCUGAAGAGAUGCAAUCUAUUCUCAGAGGCCGCAGGCAGGUGUUAUAUGGAGUGGAUAUUCUGCGAAAAAUUUGCAACCACCCAGACUUACAGAGCCACAAGCUUACGUCACAUAAAACAGACUAUGGUGACCCUGAUAAAUCGGGCAAAAUGCAGGUCGUCAAGUCACUCCUUGAGCUGUGGAAAGAUACGGGGCAUAAGACCCUUCUAUUUACACAGCAUCGUAUUAUGUUGGACAUCCUUCAAAAAUUUGUGGAAUCUCUGUCGGGGUUCAAUUAUCGACGGAUGGAUGGCACCACACCUAUCGCCCAUCGGCAAUCGAUGGUUGACGAAUUUAAUAAUAAUCCGGAUCUUCACGUGUUUCUCCUUACCACAAAGGUAGGAGGGUUGGGAGUAAAUCUAACCGGGGCUGAUCGGGUGAUCAUUUAUGAUCCCGACUGGAACCCAUCAACCGAUGUGCAAGCCCGUGAGCGAGCAUGGCGGCUUGGACAAAAGCGCGAUGUUACAGUAUAUAGAUUGAUGACCGCUGGGACAAUCGAGGAAAAAAUCUAUCACCGACAAAUAUUCAAGCAAUUCCUCACUAACAAGAUAUUGAAGGAUCCUAAGCAACGACAGACUUUCCAACUAAGCGAUUUGCACGACUUAUUUUCUCUCGGAGAAGAGGGCCAAGGCCCAACGGAAACAAGCAAGAUUUUCAAAGAAGCCGACAUCACCUAUGAAGAGGGAAGUAGCACGACCACUCAGCAGACACGCACAGGUACCCGCGUACAGAGUCACCCGAGGAACCAGCAAGAUGAGAAGAAAGACGUUAGCCGUGUUGAAGGUGUAGCAUCAAUUGAGAACUUUCAGGGCGACUCGGAGCCGGCGAGCGACAAAGACCAGGGACCUCCCGGUGCUAAUAAGGAGUCACGUAUCAUGGAGGGCAUCUUCGCCCGCUCUGGCGUUCAUUCCGCGCUCGAGCAUGAUCAGAUCGUGAAUGGCAAGCGGGUUGUACGUGCGGAUCCCAAGAUUAUCGAAGCGGAAGCGAAGAAGGUCGCCGCCGAAGCCGCCGAGGAGCUGCGCCGAGCGGGAGAAGCAGCACGGUCUGUGCCCAUUGGGACGCCAACAUGGACAGGUCAGUUCGGACUUGCUGGGAGGCCAGAGGAGCCCACAGCACGCCCGGCCUUCGGUGGAGGUAGCAGUUCUGCGAGACGAGCUGCAGCCGGACCGUCAUCAGCUAGCAUCCUGGCCAAUCUUUCUGCACGCACUCCUUCUUCCCGAAGCGGCAGUAACAGCCCCGCGCCAGGCAAGGCACCUAGUGGAGCGGAUUUCAUGACGAUGAUUCGAGACUUUAUUGUAUCCCACGGCGGGUCCGUUCAUACGCAGAUGCUGAUUGACCAUUUCAACCGUUUCUGCACCACACCACAACGAUCAGCUGAGUUUAAGGAAAUGCUUAAAACCAUUGCUGUGCUGGAGAAGGGUGGACGGAACGGUCGAGGUAAAUGGUCUCUGAAGACUGAGUACGCUAAGAAGAGAUAGUUGGUCGUUUCCUGCUUUUUUUUCCCCCUAACCCUGGCGUUUCUCUUCCUCCCAGCUCCGUGCGUGGCUUGAUGAGCUGGGACAAAAGCUUGAUGAUACUAGAGGCAUUGGCGUAGUGGGUAUUGUUUAGAACUAAAUAGCAUGCUGCCGUGGAUGGGCUCUUAACACUGGCUUGGGCUUGGGAUACGGAGUUCCGUGGCUAUAGAAGGGAAGGAGUUUGGGUUUGUAUACUACUUGAAUGGGUAUCGUCCAUCCCUAUCCUUUGCCAACUGUAUAUGGUUUAUAUAAUACUUAAUACAAAGACAUAUAAUUCUUCAAAA
Aspergillus caelatus is the source of this 4146-nucleotide messenger RNA. RefSeq names its product DNA-dependent ATPase RAD26. Gene Ontology annotation, cellular component: nucleus. The transcript is spliced from 3 exons. Lineage: Eukaryota; Fungi; Ascomycota; Eurotiomycetes; Eurotiales; Aspergillaceae. Bases 233 to 3826 code for a protein of 1197 amino acids. The record is from RefSeq and is a predicted model, not a curated record. Gene Ontology annotation, biological process: transcription-coupled nucleotide-excision repair. Gene Ontology annotation, molecular function: ATP binding; ATP-dependent chromatin remodeler activity.